Molecule: messenger RNA, 3819 nt
Organism: Oncorhynchus kisutch (coho salmon)
Lineage: Eukaryota; Metazoa; Chordata; Actinopteri; Salmoniformes; Salmonidae
Product: amyloid-beta A4 precursor protein-binding family B member 1-like
Exons: 15
Coding region: 373-2436 (687 amino acids)
Biological process (GO): regulation of DNA-templated transcription
Cellular component (GO): nucleus; cytoplasm
Molecular function (GO): transcription factor binding; amyloid-beta binding
Source: RefSeq, a predicted model, not a curated record
AUAUUAGGGCGGCGCACAAUUGGCCCAGCGUCGUCCGGGCUUGGAAGUCAUUGUAAAUAAGAUUUUUGUUCUUAACUGACUUGGCUAGUAAAAUAAAGGUUACCAUUUUUUUUUUUAUCAUCAUAAUAAUCAUAAGAUGGUUGAGUCAGAGAUCCAUCCGUACGAGGCAACACAUUGACAAAUUCGUGAUGUACGCCCCUACACACCAAAACGUCUGUCACAACUCUGCACAACACCGCAGCAUCAGCAUCUGCUGGGAAUCCAGAUAAACGACCCAUCUCCGCCUUCAUAAAUGAUUGUGUAAAUAUGUAACAAUAACGAGAAUAUAUUUGAUCGAAGGACACAUACAGCAGAAAGCUGCUGUAUAGUACCAUGGGUGGCCAUGAUGAUGAUGACGUAUCUUAUCGUGUAGCCAACAACCAACAUCAAGAUGAAGUGCUGAAAAACAAAUUGAAUGACAGCGGCCUUUGGAGUGACCAAGAAUCCACAGACGGCAACAAUGCUAAGUGGGUCAAGGAGGGCAAGAACCAACUGAGGAAAGUAGCCGAGAAACAUCAGGACCAGGACCAGAAUGGGAACCAGGAGGACUUCUCUCCUCAUAACACCAACGAGGAGGAGGAGGAGGAGGAGAAGCAGAGGAACGAGGAGCAGACCAAAUCUCCCAAGACCCUGGGCCUGAAGGAAGAAGAGCCCAAUACCAUCCUGAAAGAGCCACUACUCAUCAACACCCUGGUGUCUGCAGAGGAUAAAGAUGAUGAAGGCGAAGAAGACGACAAAGAGAAGGAAGAUUCAUCUGAGGCAGAUGAAGAGGCCGGCAGUCUUAUAGAGGAAGAGAGGGAGUCCGAGCAGAGGGAUGCAGAGGCUGAAAGAGAGGGAAGUGGGGUGGCUAGAAAUCCCUGUCUGCUGUUCUCUAAUGUGAAUGGAACACCAAGUGAUGAAGAAACCAACUGGUCAGCACUGUCUCAGGAAAGCACUGUUGAAAGCCCUCCAAAUGAAAACAAAGAGUCCUUCUGGGACUCGGAGGCCUUUGAGGCGGACACAGACCUACCCUCUGGGUGGAUGCGGGUUCGAGACACUUCAGGUACCUAUUAUUGGCACAUCCCUACUGGCACUACUCAGUGGGAGCCUCCCUCCCCUCUGGACAAGGUGGGAGACUCCAUGAUGUCCUCCAGUAUGUCCCUGGAGACAACACCCUGUGAGGAAGAGCCAGAGGAAACAUGGGGGGAUCUCUCUAACCCAGAUGAAGGGACUAGUGAUGGAGAGCUGUGGAAGGAGGGAGAGGUGGCAUCUGACCAGAGCCUGAAGGAGUUUGAAGGGGCAACCCUGCGCUAUGCAUCCAUCAAUCUCAACUGUUCCCAAUACGAGGAAGAGGAGAAACUUGAUCCCCAUGGCACUGACCUGGAGGCUAAGUAUUUUGCCGUUCGCUCUCUGGGCUGGGUGGAGAUGUCUGAAGAGGACAUGGCACCGGGAAAGAGCAGCGUGGCUGUCAACAACUGCAUUAGACAGCUGUCCUACCAUAAACACAACCUCCACGACACUGCUGGCAUCUGGGGAGAGGGUAAGGACAUGCUGAUGGUCCUGCAGAAUGACACUAUGAAUCUGAUUGACCCACUGGGACAGACUCUGCUGCACUCGCAGCCCAUCGCCAGCAUCCGCGUGUGGGGCGUGGGCCGAGACAACGGCAGGGAAAGAGACUUUGCUUAUGUAGCGCGAGACAACCUGACCCAGGUACUCAAGUGUCACGUGUUCCGCUGUGACUCACCUGCCAAGAACAUCGCAACCAGUCUGCAUGAGAUGUGUUCCAGGAUAAUGACAGAGAGGAAGCUAUCCAAGCCAUUUCUGAGCAGGUACAAUUAUGACCAGUGCAAACCCAUGGAGAUUCCUGCUCAAGAGUUUCCCGUUCCAAAAAAUGAGAAUUUCCAACGUUUCCUUGUGUAUUACCUUGGUAACGUACCUGUGUCCAAGCCUGUAGGUAAGGGACGCAUGGGUGUGGACACAAUCAAUGAUGCUUUGGCGGCUGCAAUGAACAGCACAAGGAAGCAGGAUUGGACCCCCGUCUCUGUCAACGUGGCCCCUGCCACUCUCACCAUCCUCACCAGAGAGACUGAGGAGGUUUUGUCAGAGUGCCGGGUGCGGUUCCUGUCUUUCAUGGGUGUGGGGAAGGACGUCCACACCUUUGCCUUCAUCAUGGCCGAGGGCCCCGGGGACUUCAUCUGUCACAUGUUCUGGUGUGAGCCCAACGCUGCCAGCCUGAGUGAGGCGGUGCAGGCCGCCUGCAUGCUGCGCUACCAGAAGUGUCUGGACGCGAGGCCUCCCAGCCUGGGCUCCUGCCUGCCCACUCCCCCUGCUGACUCCGUGGCCCGCCGGGUCAGGAUCGGGGUCCAGAGUCUGCUGGGAAGCUUCAAGCAGUACAGGUCAGGGUCCCAGUCUCCCUGAGCAGAAGAGAGAAGAUCUCCCCCCAGUAACACUAACCCAUCACAGCAGCUCCAGCUUACUCCUCUCUAACUCUCAUUCUCCCUUUCCUAUCGGACUCUUUUUGGCCUUCCUUAGAGAAUAUCUUGUCAUUAGUGUAUGGCGUUAUAUGUAACUGAGGAAAUGCUUACUUACUAGUGAUUGCAAAGUGUUUUUCUAUACAUCUACUGUAUAACUCUCCUUUAGCUUCGUACUCAAACUGAAUGAGCCCUGACAACUUCCCGUUGUUUGUUCUGUUGCUGGGAUGUCAUCUGUUUGUCACUAUUUUUGUGUUUUAGCAGAAACCAUGUCUGGCAGGAAGUUUUCGUAUGACGGGAUGUAAGUACAUGUUUCUUCACAGUAGGAGGUUAGGACAUAUUUAGGACGAUUCCACACAGAAAUCCAUCUCAUUUCUUCCUCAGUGCAAUUAUGGUUGAGUCAUGGGGCCAUGAUUCGCCGAACAGUAGCACCUCUUUUUCUACUGGUGUCUAAAGGUCAUGUAAUCACGGUCGGGAACCUAGUAUAGUAGUCUCCUGCAGCGGUUUAGUGCUGAACUCUUAGUUAUUGUAACAUACUAGAUGUGUGCUACUUCAUGGGCUGAAUUCUGUACCUGUUAAGUGUUUGUAAGGCAUGUCACUAGCCUGUAUCCGUGUCUAUCAAUAUAUAUGCUAGUAGUAGAUUAGUUGUCACUGUCAAGUCCUUUCCACUGAGUAGCUGAGAGCAGGUCAGUAUCUGUCUCCCUUAGUCACCGCCCUGGGACAGGGAUAACAUUGAGAGGAUGACUCCAGUGUUUUAGGAUUCUGUUCUUCCACUUUUUGCUCUGUUUGGCCCUGGACACUCUUAAGUAUUGUUUGUAUACACUAUCAUGGACACUACUGAGGAGCAGUUGCACAUGUUUGAUUAUUGAUUGUAUUAGAGAAUGUUUUUAUGUUUAAAAAAACGGAUUAAUUGUGUUUGUCAGAAGUAUUUAGUGCAAUAGUUAUUAUUAAUAGUUAUUAUUAAUAGUUAUUAUUAAUAGUUAUUGGACCUAUAACAAAAUAAAACUUGUAAAAUAUAGAAACACUAUCUGAAAUUAGACUAGAUUGUAUUGUAUAAUACUAUAGAUUGUAUAAUACUAUAGAUUGUAUUGUAUAAUACUAUAGAUUGUAUUGUAUAAUACUAUAGUGUAUCUUUUGUCACCGCUCACUUAUCAUUGUGCUCUUUUUUUUCUAAUUCUGUUGUGUUAGUACUUCCAAGGUCAACAUUAAAAACAAGUGAGUGUUGGAACACUAGCUUAUUAAUUUAUUUCACAAUUUAUGUAAAUGAGGUGUAUAAAAUGUAUCUGUAUAUAAAAGUCCCUGCACAAUAAAUAAAUGUGAACAUAUCUUA